AGUAGAGCAAAAUAGAAGAAACUAUCAAUGGCGGUUUUCUUAUUUUGGCUUUCUUCUUUGUUCUCUGCAGAAUUAAUUGAAGGAAGAUUGUGACCUGAUCCAGAAAAGAUGGCUGCACAGAAGAAACGCACUUCCAAAGCGCGAGCAUGGUUCUGCACCAUCGGAAUGACGAGCGACGUUGCGAUUGAAGUCGAGGACGUGACUUUCCAUCUACACAAGUUACCUUUGAUUUCAAGAAGUACGAAGAUUCACGAGAUGAUAACGGAGAAGGAGAGGAGCGCGAGGAUAAGAACCGAUUUAAACCUGUCGAGCCAGCAGAUUGACGACGGCGAAGAGGAGGAAGAAAUCAGAGAGGAAGAAGACGACGACGUAGAGCAAGGGGACGAAGAACAGUGUCGCAUUGUGCUUCCGGAUUUUCCCGGCGGAUCCGAAUCGUUCGAGACCGCCGCCAAAUUUUGUUACGGUGUCAGCAUCAAGCUCACCGCCUCUAAUGUCGCCGCACUUCGAUGCGCCGGCGAGUAUUUGAAAAUGACCGAAGAGUAUUCCGAAGAUAACCUCAUUUCCGCAACGGAGAGGUUUAUCUCACGAUCAGUUCUCAAAAGCAUCAAACAUUCAAUUGAAACUCUGUCCUCUUGUAAAGCACUAUUACCAAUGGCGGAGGAUCUGGAGAUUGUACAGAGAUGCAUCGAGGCGGUUGCCGGCAACUUCGCCGCCUCAGAUCCGUCGCUAUUUGGCUGGCCGGUGAGCGACGGCUCUGAAGCUAACCAUAGAAGGAGAUUUAAAACCAGUACUGCGGCGGUAGAUCCAUGGUUGGAUGAACUCACGUCUCUGAGUUUACCUUUUUUCAAGCGUUUGAUUUUCGCGAUGAAAGGAUCGGAUCCAAGCGGUGAAAUCAUCGAGAGCUGCUUGAUACAUUACGGUAAGAAAUUUAUACCUGGAACAUCGCGCUCAUUCCGAAAGCCUAUCGCCGCCGUGCUGUCGGAGGAAGAACAGAGAGAGCUCCUUCAGACGAUCGUCGCGAAUCUUCCGAAGGGAAAAUCCUUUAGAUCGCCGGCACACGCGACGAGUUUCCUGUUCGGAUUGUUACGGACGGCGUAUAUUUUGAAUGCGCCGGCGUCUUGCAGAUUAACUUUGGAGCUGAAAAUUGGAUCGCAGUUGGAGCAGGCGGCUUUAGACGAUCUGCUGAUUCCGAGCUAUUUGAAUUUGAACGAAACAUUGUAUGACGUGAACUGUGUGGAGAGAAUGUUGAGAUACUUUCUCCGAGGGAUGGAGGAGCGAUCUGCAGGUGAAAUUGAAGGUGGAGAUGAGAACCCCGCCGCCGGAUCUGCAGCCUUAACGGUCGUCGGAAAAUUGAUCGACGGUUACUUGGCGGAAAUUGCUUCCGACUCUAAUCUGAAGCCGGAAAAAUUUUACGAUCUCGCCGUCGCCUUGCCGGAGGACGCCAGGCUCUUCGACGAUGGACUUUAUCGAGCGGUCGAUUUUUAUCUUAAGGCGCAUCCAUGGAUUCCGGCGGCGGAGAGGGAGAAGAUCUGCGGCGUUUUGAAUAGCCGGAAACUCACGCUGGCGGCGUGCACUCACGCCGCGCAGAACGAUCGGCUGCCGGUAAGGGCAUUGGUCCAGGUGCUGUAUUUCGAGCAGGUUCAGCUCCGCCGCGCAAUUGCCGGAUCCCUCACGGCGGCGCCGGCGGAUGCGGGAGAAGCAGAGGGCGACGGCGCGUGGAGAGUAAACGAGGGUCUGCUAGAGGAUAUGGAAAGCAUGAGGACACGUGUGCACGAGCUGGAGAAGGAGUGCGACUAUAUGAAGACGGCGAUACGGAAGAUGGACCCACAAGGACACGUGGCGAAGGCGGGUUGGUGGGCCAGCAUUGGGUGCAAAAUUGGGUCCCAUGUGUGCGAUUCACUGGAGCCGGCCCCCAAUUCAAGGGGUAAGAAAGGAAAUUAACAUACUCAAAAUUAAUUGAAAACGUGUGAACUUGAGGUAGUUCAUUCUGAUUCAUAUUGAAAGUGAAGAUGGAAAAAAAUUCAUUGAAUGGUUAAUUAGUGUAAUUACAUUUAUGAAAAGUCAUAAUAUAAAAUUACAAAAUUGAA
This is a messenger RNA of Andrographis paniculata, 2087 nucleotides long. RefSeq names its product BTB/POZ domain-containing protein At5g66560-like. Bases 109 to 1941 code for a protein of 610 amino acids. The transcript has 4 exons. Gene Ontology annotation, molecular function: protein binding. The record is from RefSeq and is a predicted model, not a curated record. Lineage: Eukaryota; Viridiplantae; Streptophyta; Magnoliopsida; Lamiales; Acanthaceae.